Messenger RNA from Dovyalis caffra, 1410 nucleotides. NCBI's taxonomy places the organism in Eukaryota, Viridiplantae, Streptophyta, Magnoliopsida, Malpighiales, Salicaceae. The record is from the annotation of a GenBank genome assembly.
AUGCUACACAUAAAGAUAGGAUUGGAGGGAAUCAUGGAGGAAAUGCAAAGAAAAGUUUACCAAGCAGCAGUGGAAGGGAACGUAACUUCCUUGCAGAGAUUGCUUGAGGAGGAUAAGCUUGUUCUUGAUGGAUGUAAUUCGGAUUGUUUUGCAGAGACACCUCUGCACAUAUCUGCUAUGCUUGGACACCUGGAAUUUACAAGAAAAAUUUUAAGUCGAAAGCCUGAAUUUGCUCAAGAACUAGAUUUCCGCAGAUCAUCUCCGCUUCACUUGGCAACAGCAAAUGGACAUCUUGAAGUAGUAAAAGCACUCUUAUUUGUCAACUCUGACGUGUGCUUUGCUCAGAAUCGAGAUGGCCAGAACCCACUUCAUAUUGCAGUGAUCAAAGGCCGAGUUGAUGUCUUGAAAGAAUUGGUUCAGACCAAACCCGAGGCUGUUCUUCUUCGAGCGGAAAGAGGUGAGACCAUCCUGCAUCUGUGUGUGAAACACUACCAGUUGGAGGCUUUGAAGUUUUUGGUAGAGACAAUCAAGGACUCUGGAUUUAUAAAUUCCGAGGAUGAGGAUGGCUCAACUACCCUGCACCUAGCAGUAGCGGAUAGAGAAAUUGAGAUCAUAAGUUUUCUGAUCCUGAAAACUGCAAUAGAGGUAAACGCUGUAAACUCAAGUGGCUUCACAGCAUUAGACAUCGCAUUAGCGCAGGGUCGAAGAAGUUUGAAAGAUGUAGAUAUCCAGGAUUCCCUGCAUCAAGUAGGGGCUUUAAGUGCAGAAGGCUUCUCUUCAACAGUUCAUAGAACGGAAGCUGUCAGGGCCAUGAACUUGCAGUCAAAUGAGCAUGUUAUUGCAACUUUACAUUCCCGGUUGAGAAGGAAGUUCCGUAGGAGAGAGAACCAUCGAUUGGGAGAAAAGCGAAAUGCAUUAAUGAUAGUAGCAUCCCUCAUUGCAACCAUGGCUUUCCAAGCAGGAAUCAGUCCACCAGGUGGUAUUUGGCAAGAUGAUUUACAACAACCAAUAGCGCAUGAAGCUGGGAGGUCCAUAAUGGCUGAUAAGUUUCCAGAUGCUUACAGGUGGUUUGUGACACACAACACUACAGCUUUUGUAGCAUCACUCGGUGUGAUCUUAUUACUGAUAAGUGGGUUACCUUUUAAGUGGAGGUUUUCAAUGUGGAUUCUGAUGGUAAUCAUGUGGGUUGCAAUUACUGAAUCAACAUUUACUUACCUAAUUUCCAUAUAUUGUUUGUCUAGUCGUCCUCAGCGAAAAACUUACAUUGUGACAGUAGUUGUGCUUAGCGUGGUGAUAUAUGGGUUGCUGAGCAUUCUUCUUCUGGGGCAUUUUGUACGCUUGAUUCCUAAGAUCGUCAAGUUUGCGACAAAGUUUACGACACCAAGGGAUCGUCGCAUUCCGAGAGAAUGA